CUCCCUUCCUUUGCGAAUCAUGACCCCAUUGAUCUCCUUGCCAUCAUUGGCUCCAAGAUCAGCACUGUCAUUAAAAGACUGCAGGCUGUCUUCGAUCGCAAGAACCAAUUGCUCGACAUCUCCCAUAAUCACCGACUUGCUCUUCAGCGCAUUGGCGACAGACUCGAGUGGGUUUUGUACAACAUUGAGGAGAACAGCCCUUCUUGGACACAUAGCCAAUAG
Molecule: messenger RNA, 222 nt
Organism: Dichomitus squalens LYAD-421 SS1
Lineage: Eukaryota; Fungi; Basidiomycota; Agaricomycetes; Polyporales; Polyporaceae
Exons: 1
Source: RefSeq, a predicted model, not a curated record